Messenger RNA from Telopea speciosissima, 3058 nucleotides. RefSeq names its product histone-lysine N-methyltransferase CLF-like. Gene Ontology annotation, molecular function: histone methyltransferase activity; protein binding. Bases 11 to 2776 code for a protein of 921 amino acids. NCBI's taxonomy places the organism in Eukaryota, Viridiplantae, Streptophyta, Magnoliopsida, Proteales, Proteaceae. Gene Ontology annotation, biological process: chromatin remodeling. Gene Ontology annotation, cellular component: PcG protein complex. The transcript has 17 exons. The record is from RefSeq and is a predicted model, not a curated record.
CUCGGAUUCAAUGGCGUCUAGGGACUCUGAUCCAUCCAAGGAUCUUCAGAUGGUGGAAGUGCAAGAUGGAAGUCAAAGUUCUAGGGAUAUUAUCUCUGUUAUUGAUUCCUCAAAGAAACAAGUUGCGGCUCAUCGAUGCGUUUCUAUAAAGAAAAGAAUGGAAGAAAACAGGCAAAAGCUGAUUGGUAUCACAAACCAUUUUUAUAAUUUGUCAAAGGCAAGGAGAAACAAUUUGAUGACUGAUACUGAUAAUAUAGAUUUAUUGACAAAAAGGCAAGCUGAUGCACUUGGUAUGUUAAAUGGUCUUGAUGUAAAUAAUGGUGAAAAGGAUAACGAUUGCUUCCAAGAAGAUAGCCCUGCCUCAUCUUCAGUUCUUUUAGGGACUGUUUUGGUAUUAAAGAGUGCUCUUCGUCCUAUCAAACUCCCGGAAGUCAAGAAAUUGCCUCCUUAUACUACAUGGAUUUUUUUGGAUAGAAACCAGAGAAUGACAGAAGAUCAAUCGGUGCUUGGCCGAAGGAGAAUUUACUAUGAUCAAAGUGGUGGAGAAGCUCUAAUCUGCAGCGACAGUGAGGAGGAGUUAGUCGAGGAGGAAGAAGAAAAGAAAGAAUUUGGGGAUGGAGAAGACUAUAUCCUUCGAACGACAAUCCAAGAAGUUGGUUUAUCUGAUGCUGUGCUGGAUUCACUGUCUGAAUGCCUUUCUAGAAAGCCUAGUGAUAUCAGGGCAAGAUAUGAAAUUCUUUUGAAGAGAGAAAAAGAUGUGCAGUGUUCUAAGGAGAGGGACUGUGAAGAUCAUCCAAACACAGAUGAUUCUUUUCUCAAUAAAGAUCUAGAUGCAGCUUUGGAUUCUUUUGACAACCUAUUUUGUCGACGAUGUCUCGUGUUCGAUUGUAGAUUACAUGGAUGUUCUCAGGAUCUUGUUUUCCCCGCUGAAAAGCAACCUGCAUGGAGCUGUUCAGAUGAGGAAAAUGUUCCAUGUGGCAUUAAUUGUUAUCGACUAGCCUUGAAGCAUCCAAAUACUGCUCCUGCUAGCUCUCCUAUCCAUAAUGGUUUUGAAGAAAAACCUAUUGAUUCUUCUGUUAGUGCUGAGACUUGUAUAUCACCAAGGAAGAAAAUCUGUGGUUCAUCUGUUGGUAAGAGGCAGAAGUCUGACCAGAGUGAAAGUGCUUCAUCCAAUGGAAGAAAUAUGUUGGAAAGCAGUGAGUCAGAGAUAAUACCUAGGGGGGACAACCCUUCUGUCAACCACUCUCCAACACCCCCUAAGAUAAAGCUUGUGGGGAAAUGUGGAGUUCGUAAGAGGAAUAGCAAGAGAGUUGCUGAGCGUGUUCUUAUUUGCAUGCGCAAGAGGCAGAAGAAAAUGGUUGCUUCUCAUUCUGAUUCUGAUGUGGUGGCAUGUCUUAGGGCAAGAGACAUGAAACUUAGAUCUAAUUCUUGUAAAGAAAAUGAAGAUGCUAGUUCUUUUUCACAACAAAAAGUAAACUCUCUAGUUACAAGAAAGUCUAGAAGGAAGGGAUCACCAGUAAAGGCCAGUCAAGAGUUAUCGUCAGCUAAAGCUCAUGAUGGACCAUCCAAAGAUAGUAAGGAUUCACUUAUGAUUAUUAGUGAGGAUGUCUUGAGGAAAGGGGAGUUUGUUGAUAAAAACAUCUAUAAACAAGAACUAGUGAGUGAUAAAUCUUGGAAAACUAUUGAGAAAAGCCUCUUUGCGAAAGGUGUAGAGAUAUUCGGAAGGAAUAGCUGCUUAAUUGCUAGGAACCUUUUGAAUGGAAUGAAGACAUGUGCUGAGGUUUUUCAGUAUAUGAGUUUCACUGAAAAUAAACUAUUUUCUGGAUCUGGUGAUGGUAAAAAUUCUCUGGUUGAAGGCCAUUCAAAGGUUGACUAUACUGAUUCUAUGGAUGCUAAACCACGAAGAUCAAGGUUCUUGCGCAGGAGGGGGAGGGUUCGUCGCUUAAAGUAUACUUGGAAGUCUGUUGGUUACCAUUCAAUCAGGAAGAGGAUUAGUGAGAGGAAGGAUCAACCAUGCCGGCAGUUUAACCCAUGUAGCUGCCAAUCAGCUUGCGGAAAGGAGUGCACUUGCCUUUUAAAUGGAACCUGCUGCGAAAAGUAUUGUGGAUGUCCUAAAAGUUGCAAGAAUCGUUUUAGAGGCUGCCAUUGUGCCAAAAGUCAAUGUCGAAGUCGUCAGUGCCCAUGCUUUGCUGCCAAUAGGGAAUGCGAUCCAGAUGUUUGUAGAAAUUGCUGGGUUGGUUGUGGUGAUGGUACUCUCGGUGUCCCUUCCCAAAGAGGUGACAAUUAUGAAUGCCGUAAUAUGAAGCUCCUUCUCAAACAACAACAAAGGGUCUUGCUUGGAGGGUCUGAUGUAUCUGGCUGGGGAGCAUUCCUGAAGAAUAGCGUUGGCAAACAUGAGUACCUGGGGGAGUACACUGGAGAAUUGAUAUCACACCGAGAAGCUGAUAAGCGUGGAAAGAUUUAUGACCGUGAAAAUUCAUCGUUUCUUUUCAAUCUGAAUGAUCAGUUUGUUCUUGAUGCUUAUCGGAAGGGAGACAAAUUGAAAUUCGCCAACCAUUCUCCUGAUCCAAAUUGCUACGCCAAGGUCAUCAUGGUAGCUGGGGAUCAUAGGGUGGGUAUAUUUGCAAAGGAACGGAUAAACGCAGGAGAGGAACUCUUUUACGACUAUCGCUAUGAGCCAGAUCGAGCUCCUCCCUGGGCAAGGAAGCCUGAAGCUGCAGGGUUGAAAAAAGAGGAAUCAGUUCCUUCGAGUGGCCGUGCAAAGAAGCUUGCUUGAUUUAAAUCCUUUCCUCAAAUGCUUAUCCAUUUUUUUCAUUCCCUUUAUAUCUUUUCAUCUCAUUCUUUAACAUUUGAAGUAUCAUAGCCAUUGAUGUCGAUGAAAGGUAUACCCUCGUUGACCCUGUUUUAGAUCUGCAAUUUCAUCUUUAUAAAAGAUUUCAUUAAUUUUUUAAAAGGCUUGGUGAAAUUGAUUCCAUUACAAAACUCUAAGCAACUUUUUCUGUUCUUUUUUCCGAGGACAAUUCAAGCCUUCCUGAUAUGAUAGAAAGGACAUUUGAUG